GAUAGCGCGUAGCGUUGUUGUUUUGUGCAAAAGGCGCAACUUUUAAGUUAACUUAAUUGUUUAAAAACUCGAAUAAAAUGCUCUAGCUAAGCGAUUAUUAAAAUAAAAAUCUAAGAUAAUGGCAACGGCAAUCGGAAGCAACAACAGCGACAUUGUUUUGCUCACCGAUGUGGUGCGCGAUCAAUAUGUGCGAUAUCUGGAGCGUCAGUUGGAAGAGAAUGUGUGUGUGUGGUCCUCCGCCUCCAGGAAUCAUCACAAGCCCUCUGCUUGGUCGUGCAUCGAGCACAGCUUAAAGACAUUGGAAACUCGCGCCAUUAAAGCCUGUCAAGCAGCCCAACUCUAUCAACGCGCCAUGGUCAAGAUGAUAGCCGCUGUGCGGCGCAAUACACAGGAAUGUCGCUUGGCGGAUGCGCUCUUCGAACACAUGCAACGACAACAAAUCGAGCAAGACAACGACAAAGACGAUGUGGAAGAUGUGGCAAUGAAGAGUCGUCAACAGUUUGUGGACAAAUCAACGCAGACAGCUGCAUUAAUCGAGGGCAUGCCAAAUGGCGAAGGCAAGCACAAUGAAGAUGACAAUUAUACAAGCUACACGCUGUGCCAAAAAAUCGAUUUGUUUCAGAGUCGACUUGCCGAGCACGAAACAAAUCAACAGCAGCAGCAAUCAGCGUUGCAAGUCAAUGGACAGCAACCGAUGGCAUCGCCAGCGUCCAGCAUUGAGGAUACAGUUUCUCAGGAGCUAGCCAAACUCUUUGAUGACGAACCAACGGAUUUGAAUGCUUUGUUUGGCAUUGAAAUAGAAGCGAAUAUAGAUGAACUCAAGGAGUUCAAGGAGACGGCAAUACCACAACAGAAGCCAACGACAUCGCCGGAUUAUACCGUGCCAAUGCCAGCACACAGCAAUAACCAGCAAGUGGACUUGCGGCACAGUCGCUGGCCAUGUGAAUUGUAUGCACAACGACGUCGCCUCAAUGCGUGCUUGGUGCGACUGUUGGACGCGGAUUGGCGCUGCGAGGAUGCGUUGCGCUACAAGUUUCAUAUGUUGUUUGGCGAGGAUAGCGAUGAUGAGUUUGCCACCGAGAUAUCUAGUCCAAGCAUUGAUCUGGUCGAUGAAGUGCUGCUGGCCAGCUGCAUAUUGCGAAUACGCCCAUGGAUCGUGCAACAUUUGAUGCGUCCACUGCAAGAGGGUCUAAUAGCCAAUAGAUUUCUGUUCAAGAAGUUGGCCAAAAUGCUGGCCAAUAAUAUUGUCCUGAUCAAUCCUUAUAGCAGUGAGCGUCAAGUGAAACAGGCUGUUGAACAAUUGUUUUGCAUUCAGCCCAGAGGAGUUCAAUGCGAGCUGGACUUGGAGUUAUUGCCAUCAGUGUUCGUGGAACGAUUCGAGAGUUGAAAAGCACAUAAAACUUUUGCAGAUUAUUUUUACCCCCUACAAAAUAUACAAUUAUCUUGUGUACCUUAUUGAAAAGUAUUGAAAUGAAUGAUGAUGAAAAAGCAAUACACUAUUUAAGUAUAUCAAAGAAUCGACCAACGAUUCAAAGAUUAUGAUCUCUUAAGAGUUGGUCUCACAGUAAGUAGAAUUAAAAUAUAUAUAGUUUAAUAAUUCAUGCCGAUCUGUAUGCGUAUGUGCGGACAGAAAUAAAUUAAUUGGAUUUGAAUUGCUUGAGCUACAUCAAUUGAACACUAGCGAUUAUUUAUCAUUUUUUGUUUGUUUAAAUUAUAAUUAAUUCAAUGAUUACAAUAAAUUUUGCUUUCUGCACAUUUCUCUGUUCAUGUUUUUUUUGUUUUGUUUUUUAUAAUUAUAUAAAUUUUAAUAUAUUUAAUAAACGAUACAUAUAAUAUAGUUUUUGACGAAAUUGCGGCUGCUGCUGCUGCUGCGAUUGGCGGCUGCUGCUACUUUUGUUGAUGUUGUGGUUCUUGUUACUCUUACGGCUGUGUUGUUGUUGGUUGUUGUUGUUGUUGAUGCUGCUAUUCUGACAUUGGUGGAUAAUAUGAUAUUGUAGUUGUUGUUGUUGUCGUGGUUGGUGUUGUGUUCCUUUUGCUGUUGUUGAUGGCGUUCGACACAUUUCUGCCUCUCU
Molecule: messenger RNA, 2072 nt
Organism: Drosophila nasuta
Lineage: Eukaryota; Metazoa; Arthropoda; Insecta; Diptera; Drosophilidae
Exons: 3
Coding region: 119-1387 (422 amino acids)
Source: RefSeq, a predicted model, not a curated record